Molecule: messenger RNA, 1166 nt
Organism: Mauremys reevesii (Reeves's turtle)
Lineage: Eukaryota; Metazoa; Chordata; Testudines; Geoemydidae
Product: sialic acid-binding Ig-like lectin 15
Exons: 3
Coding region: 339-1166 (275 amino acids)
Biological process (GO): regulation of bone resorption; regulation of osteoclast development; regulation of actin cytoskeleton organization
Cellular component (GO): plasma membrane
Source: RefSeq, a predicted model, not a curated record
CACACACAGCUCAGCCACAGGGAUCGGGGCGGGGGGCGUGCCCGGGGCCCCACCACGGCCUGCCCGUGCCCUCUCCUAGACCAGGGCUCGCGAGGCAGGGACAGGCUGCUGCUGCCUGGGGUGUGAGGUGGGGGCGGGCGUCUGUGCCCCUCCAUCUGUGGGCCUCUGGUGACCCCCCUCCCCCCUCGUGCUCCAGCCUCAUUCCCCGAGGGUGGGACUGUGGUUUUGCUGUCUCAUGGGACAGGACAUAAUGAAAUAACCAGUCGGGGACUUCCCUUUCCAUCUGAGCCUAGACCCUCCGGCGCCCGGAGCACACAGCACCAGCCCCACCCGGAGCGAUGGACCCCCGCUGCCUCUGCCUCUGGGGUCUGCUCACAGGGGUUGCGCUGCGGGGCGGCUGGGCACAGCCGGGCUGGGACAUGUAUGUCCCCCCACGGAUAACGGGGCUGAGAGGAGAUUCCAUUGUGCUGCCCUGCAACUUCACACACCCGGAAUCCAACUACAUGGGUGACAUCCAGGUGAUCUGGAAGCCCGAUAUUUUCGAAUGCCUGGUGAGCAACAGCAGCACCGAGCCCGGCAGAUUCAACAACUGCACGACGGGGCAGGAGCCGAGUGGGCGCUACCGCCUGGCUGGGGACCCCCAGCAGCACAACCUCUCCCUGCACAUCGCAGGGCUGCGCUUCGAGGACAGCAGAGAGUACAAGUGCCGCGUGGUGCUCCGAGAAAAUCCGGGUUGGGCCUACGAGACCAAGAUGGGGAUAACGCUCACCGUGGAAGCACGACCCAGCAUCCUCAACCUCACGCUGCUCCCCGGCCCCCUCCCUGUGCGGGUGGCCUGCACAGCCGAGGGGAACCCCGUGCCCAACAUCACAUGGCUGGGGCCGGCGGGGAGCGAGGUGGAGCAGUCGCAGAACCUCGCUGGGCCCCAGAACCAGACGACACAGGAGCUGUCAGUGAGCCGGAUCGGGACCUACACCUGCUGGGCGGAGAACAUGCACGGCUGGGCUAAGCGCUCGGUGCUUGUGGGGCCGCCCCUGCUGCUCAUCAUCCUGCCAGCAGCCCUGCUCCUGCUCGCCGGCCUCCUGCUGCUCGUCCUCUGCUGCCGAUGGAAAGGUAGGGGAGAGGUGCACCCGGGGCAGCCCCUGCAGCGGGCCCGGCCAGGGUAG